Ixodes scapularis (black-legged tick) is the source of this 3638-nucleotide messenger RNA. RefSeq lists its product as uncharacterized. The record is from RefSeq and is a predicted model, not a curated record. Gene Ontology annotation, molecular function: serine-type endopeptidase activity. Lineage: Eukaryota; Metazoa; Arthropoda; Arachnida; Ixodida; Ixodidae. The transcript has 9 exons. The coding region runs from base 169 to 1365 and encodes 398 amino acids.
UCCGUGUUUUGCCGUCGUGGUGUGCGGUGUGGAGGCGUGCUGUGCCGCCGAAGUGCGUACUACGUUGUGUUGACAGCGCGCGGCGUGCUGCUCGCGGAGUGCGCGUGUGGCGUGCGGGAAGCGUGGCGUGCUCCGGGACCCGUGCCCUGGGCUCGCCAUGAGAGAGUCAUGAAGGCCGGAGCUGCGCUGCUCCUGUCCUGCCACGGACUCCUCUGCGCCAUGGGAAUAGUUCUGGAGACGAGCCACGUGUGCAGCAGGUACGAGAUUCGCCUCCGCUGCGACACCGACCACCUGGUGGCGGUGCACGAGGCCUUCUUCGCCAGCGGGUCCCAGUCGCAGCCCUGGCCUGCCACUCCGGACUGUGAGCCCAAGACGCGGGACUCCGACCGACCCCCGUGCGUCGAAGACCUCCGACAGGCCCUCAACAGCAGAUGUUCCGGCGCAGUGCACUGCCUGUUCGUGCUGAGCAGGGACCACGCCGACAGGCGCUGUCGAGGGGACGGCUCUCUCGUGGUGCGCUACCGCUGCUUGCCCGAGAAGCGAGUGAACAAGCUGUGCAGCGUGCCCCUGCGGCAACGCGAGGGCUACCUGUCAUCGCCGGGCUUCCCGCACUACUACCCGGCCCUGACGGACUGUGUCUGGCACCUGGAGGCCGCCCAGGGGCAGACCGUCCACGUGCAGAUGCUCGACGUCUCCAUGCGAAGGCCAGCGCCGGGACCCCAGGACUGCGUCCAGGACUUGGUGAGCGUGAGCGAGGGCAGCAAUCCGCUUCUGGUGGCCUGUGGCGAAGAGCUGCGCAACCUGCGCAGCGUCCAGUCGGUGUCCAAUCGCCUCGAGGUUCGCUUCAGGGCCAGCGAGUUCGUGCCAAACCGGGGCUUCCUGCUCAGAUACAGACUGGUGGGUUGCCCGACGCCCGGCCCUCCGCACCAGGGCUACCUCGUGCACCGGACGCCCUCGUCGGCCGAGUACAAGUGCUGCAGGGACCACGUGUUCGCCGACACGCUGCGGGACACGAGGACGCUGCACUGCGUGGACGGGAACGCCUGGAACGACAGCGUGCCCGACUGCGUCUCCCGGCUCGAGCUGGCCCUGAACGGCACCCUGCUAGCCGCCGAAGACGACCCCGGGGCCAGUGACCAGGCGCUCAAGCAUCGGAGCGAGAUGCACCUCAGCCGUCUGGCGGACAUCCUGGUCCCGUGCCUAAUCAUGGGAGGACUCCUUCUGGGAAACGCAGUGGUCGUCCUGGUGAUAUUCAGGUUACGAAAGCGAAGGAUCGCCAGGCUCAGGGCACGCCUUCCAACCGUGGCCCUGCUCGCCGACGGGGAAUCCAAGGAACCGCCGCCGGCGCAGAGACCGCAGGCGUAGACGAAUCCGCCACUGCCACUCGAAGACCCCGAAGAUCGCUUACGCCUGAGAGUCAACAGCUACCAGUGACGCCGCUACCGCUAUUUAUUGAGAUUAUCUACGAACGUACACACGCACACAGAUACACACUAUUGUACAUAUAGACACAUAUGUUGGAAACAUUGAACACGUCGUCUUUAGAAAUACGAGGGACUCAAGUGCACAUUGACACGUGUGUGGCUUUAUGUUCACUACUGUGUGGUUACGCUUUGUGACGACCUUAAUUACUUUCAAUCCCAGUAAUGUCUAUGGUCCAAAAAACAUAUACGCGUCUGCCACACGGAAGAGCACGUGAUAAGACAGUGGUUUGCUAAACACCCCAGGGUUGAAAGGAACGCUUGCAAAGGCCAUCCGCGCAGCACGACUUGGCAUUUGCCCGUCGCAUAUUACGACUUUUGCCCGUCGUAAUAUGCUGGACGCCGUUUUAUAUUGCUACGAUCUAUCUAUAGCAUGCUCUGGGUGCUUGACGCGCCUAUAUUUUUAGAGUGUAGAGCACUGGUCUACACUCUACUGCCGUUUCACUGUAAACUACUGCCGUUUCACUGUAAAGGCCCGACCACACUAGCGGCACGGUAGCUUGCCGCUUACCCUUUGCAGGACGUCGGGUGCUGCACAGUGAAAUGACGCCAAUCAAAUACUGCGCCGAUAAUAAUGCCAUGACACCGUUCAGCACUUUGCCGGCGGUACAUUCUAAAGGAGCGUAGCUCAGCAAAUCAGCGUGGCUCUUUUAAGCGUCCCCGAGUACGGCCAUGCUAGCGGAACGGCGGCUCGCGGCACGCGCCAUUUGCCUCACACCAGGUGCUGCCGAGAUCUGUUUUGCCGCAAGACGGUAAGAUUUCCUGCCGUCAAUAGAAUGGUCUGUGGAGGAUUAUUGUCUGCCGUGCCGCACAAGAAAAAGGACCAGUGAGAGGCGCCGGUUGUCUGACGUAGUGAUGUCAUGCGCGCGCGCAACCGCCAAGAGCCGCACUUUCACUUUCAAAACUAGUGACCGCGGCUGUUGUCAUGAGCUAUACUAGCCAGUCCAACGCUAAAAGCGUUGCAUGUGACCUCGCCCUUGGUGCGUUAUCUUGGGACCCACAAGUCCUAGCAAACUUUGGUAUGUGCUUGGUGGCAUUCGAAGGAAGCUACAAAAACGACAAUGUCGGUUAACCAGUGUAAAUAAUUCACAAUUGUCUCAUCCAAAAUUGUUUUAAUUCCUCACUCUCAAAAGCCCUCAUCUCUGAAACGCAGCCGCAGCAGCAACGCACGAUAGCCUGCCCCUCGAUAUCUCAAUGGCGCCAACUGGAUCCAACUCAGAACUUGCGUCUUCUUGCCUUUCGUGCUCGAUGGCGUCUCAGAGUCAAAGAACAGAGUAGACUCACCACCUUCACCGUUGCCACUGGAUGAUCAUCUACACCCCCCAUAACUCGCACAAGGGGAUGAAAAAACAAUCCGGCGUUUCGAAAGAGGUUGAUGACAAGCCCGAGCGAAACAACCAAGCAAAAAGAAGAAGCCAAAAAAAAAACUAUCUAUGGACGGCAGAAAAAGUACGGGAAGCGUCGCGUAUGGCUCGAUGGCUUGCGUGCAAUAUCAGGUAGGCCGAAAGAGCAUCUGUUCUUAAGCGGUGUCGCAUGACUACCGCGACGCAACAUCAAAACGGUGGAAAGUGUGGCCUUUUCACUGCGGGAUGCCUCAGCGGCAUGCCGUUACGGCACACUUGCCGAUAGUAUGAUCGUGCCUUUACUUGGCUUUACUACACAUAGAAAGAAAAAAAAUCAAAGGAAACUCCCAAGCCUACGGAGCAUCGUUACACUCCCAGUACGACAGGAAUACCCAAGUGCCCUACGCCGUUAUAUAUGCUCCCUUGGUGAAAGCUAGCUUGCGAGCGCACCGCAGGAAUAUACUCGCGCCGCCAUGGCAGUUCAAGGUCAGUUCCCUCAUACAGCGCGGUACUAUCCCAGUGCUGAGUCAGGGCUGGAAACAACACUACAAACUUUUAGUACUCCCCAUUCUAGAGCUACGGUUUGCUAGCGGGAGCUCGUGCCGUCCCUUUGAUGCAUGAAUUGAGCACGCGCCUGCUGGGUCCGUUCUCGCAGCAUACGAUCUACUAAAACUCUCUAUAGACGAUUUCAAGCAGGGCAUCUCGCCGACGCCAUGUCUUUGGGCCCGUUUUCAGCGGCGUAUGAUCUACUUCAACUCCUAAUGGGGCACCAUCAAGAUUCACUGGACGCCAUAUUUGAGAGAUAUGGUUAGAG